CUGCUGAUACCCGCACUCCUACCGUAUUUUUUUAGCGGAUGAUCACAGGGCGAGAGGGAGCAAGUUUUUCCCUUCCUUCACGUGUGCUGGCAGCUGCCUCACAAGGAUAAAGGAUAAAGUAUUUUAGUUCCACGAGCGUGAGCACAUGGCGUUUUGGGAAAGUUACAUCAUCUGAGUGGGCGUUGGACAUGAGAGGCAAGCAAUAGAUGUGAAGGAAAGCGAGUUUUCCCUUUUUCCCAUGCGCAGGUUGGUGUCUCAUGAGAAUAAAUAAUACCUUCAGUGCUUCACGUACAGUUGGUCCCACUGCAUUACAUCAUAAGAAAUUUAAGGCAUCAGAGUGUGCGCUGGACAAGAGAGUCAGGCAACGGACCUGAGAAGAAGCAGGAUUUUCUUUUUUCUCUUAUGCGCUGCCUGGUGUCCCAUAAGGAGCGUUUUGGUUCCAGUUCAUUCCACCAGAUCGCGUUAUAAGUUUACUUCAUUUGGGUGCGGGCAGGAUAUGAGGGUCAGAUCACACCGGAGGCAGACGCUGCGCUGAACUCCACUCCAUUGUGCCUCUCCUCGUCGUCGCCUUGUCAGACAGGAAGUGCUCGCUUGAGCUGAGCCUCGCGAAGAGCAGCAGACGAGAUGACCUUGACCAGCGAGGCGGUGCGGCAGGUGCCUGUGGUGCUUCUGCGCCUCCUGGUGGUAGUGCUGGUGCGGGAGACAGCUCACCCUCGUUAUCAGUCCACCGAACACCUCCUGCCGCAGUAUGACUUCAUUAUUGUAGGCGGAGGGUCAGCGGGGUGCGUGAUGGCGGCGCGGCUCAGUGAAAUAUCCCACUGGAAAAUCCUGCUGAUAGAGGCAGGAGGGACACCCCCGCCUGAGAGCUACAUCCCUGCCCUCAACUUUCUCCUGUUCCAAGGUGACGCAGAUUGGAAGUUUCACGCCGCACCACAGCAGGGAGCCCUCCUUGCAUACGAAAGUAUGUUGCCAUACCCACGGGGGCGGGGAAUAGGAGGCUCCUCCACCAUCAACUCGAUGAUCUACGUGCGCGGCAACAGGCGGGACUUCGACAACUGGGAGGCGAUGGGCAACCAGGGCUGGAGCUUCGAUCACGUCCAUCGUUACUUCUUGAAGCUGGAAGGUUACAGAGAAACCUCAAAUCACACCGGCAAGUACUAUGGGCGGGACGGGCCACAGGCGUUGGAGGGCAAGCGGUGGUCCUCGCCUGCCGCCCACGCCUUUCUUAGGGCAGGGGAGCAGCUCGGGUACAGCAUCAUCGACCCCAAUGGACCUGAACAAAUAGGUUUCUCUCUGAUCGACCUGACGGGGCGCGACGGGAUGCGGUGGUCGGCGGCAGAGGGCUACCUGCGUCCCGCCCUUAGCAACAGACCCAACCUGCACGUGGUGAUGAACGCGCACGUCGCCAAGAUACAUUUUAAUGAAGACAAUCGCGCCGUGGCCGUCUCUUACCUACAAGACAACAAGGAGAGGCGCGUGGCGGCUACGAGGGAGGUGGUGCUGAGCGCUGGUGCCAUCGGGACCCCCCACCUGCUGCUGCUGUCUGGCGUGGGCCCCGCCGAGCAUCUGGCACACCACCACAUCCCGGUAGUGAGGGACCUUCCGGGCGUAGGUCAGAAUCUUCAGGAUCAUCCCGCUGUAGCCGGUCUGAUAUGGACCACCAACAAACACUCCAGCUUUUCGCCCCUACGCCUCCUCAACCCUGUUCAUCUCCACCGCUACGUGCAGGACCGCCAAGGUCCCUUCACCACCCCCGUUGGUACGGAGGGCAAUGCUUGGUUCCCGUCCGAGACAGGCGACCCCGGGUGGCCCGACAUCCAGUUGGCCUUCGUCAGCACCACACCUGCCAUCGACUUUGGGCUCACCUCCCGACAGGGGCUGGGCUUCAGGGAGGAGGUAUAUCUGGACUACUUCUCCGAGGUGUUUGGUCAAGAGGGUUUCUCUCUGGCGCCGUUCCUUACUCGUCCUCGUAGCCGAGGCUCCGUCACCCUCGCCUCCCACCACCCGAUGCACAUGCCACACAUUAACCUCAACUUUCUCAGCCAUCCACAAGACGUCACCGAUCUAGUGAAAGGGAUCCGUCAUGCGCUGGAGGUGGGCGGCACUCCAGCCCUACAAGAACACGGCGCAACCUUCAACAAAAGACUGCUGAGAGCGUGCGCGGCUCAUGGCGGCCACACACAAAAAUACUGGGAGUGCUUCGUGCGUCACAUGGCCACCACCUCUUACCACGCCAGCGGCACCUGCAAGAUGGGGCCCUCCCAUGACUCUCUCUCUGUGGUGGAUCACAGACUCAGGGUUCGGGGCGUGGCAGGUCUGCGAGUGGUGGACGCCUCUGUCAUGCCACUCAUAGUCUCGGUCAACACCAACGCCGCCACCCUCAUGAUCGCCGAGCGUGCUGCGGAUUUCAUCAAGGAGGAGUGGAGGUCCCGCCGCCGCCGCUCACCAGCCAAGGGUGCUCCGGCCCGUAACAAGAGUCAAGGAUUAAGUUCAGACUCUCGCUGACACAUGACGCGAACGUAGUGAUAAUAGGCACUGAUUAGUAAUCUCUCUCUCUCUCUCUCUCUCUCUCUCUCUCUCUCUCUCUCUCUCUCUCUCUCUCUCUCCAGGAAAGUUGCACUGGGGACGUAAAAAGAUUCGUGUGAAAGAAAUUAUUAUAAU
Scylla paramamosain (green mud crab) is the source of this 2661-nucleotide messenger RNA. RefSeq names its product L-sorbose 1-dehydrogenase-like. Gene Ontology annotation, molecular function: flavin adenine dinucleotide binding; oxidoreductase activity, acting on CH-OH group of donors. Lineage: Eukaryota; Metazoa; Arthropoda; Malacostraca; Decapoda; Portunidae. The transcript has 14 exons. The coding region runs from base 625 to 2505 and encodes 626 amino acids. The record is from RefSeq and is a predicted model, not a curated record.